This is a messenger RNA of Scylla paramamosain (green mud crab), 4809 nucleotides long. RefSeq names its product DBH-like monooxygenase protein 1. Gene Ontology annotation, biological process: norepinephrine biosynthetic process; dopamine catabolic process; octopamine biosynthetic process. Gene Ontology annotation, molecular function: copper ion binding; dopamine beta-monooxygenase activity. NCBI's taxonomy places the organism in Eukaryota, Metazoa, Arthropoda, Malacostraca, Decapoda, Portunidae. Gene Ontology annotation, cellular component: secretory granule membrane. The coding region runs from base 153 to 2219 and encodes 688 amino acids. The transcript has 16 exons. The record is from RefSeq and is a predicted model, not a curated record.
CGUGCCAACCCGUUUGUCAAAUCAUGGUGACACUCAGUGACCACACAUAACUAGCCCGCUGUACUCAAUGUGCUUUUUAGCGAGCCGCAGCCACACAGCACAGAACUGGACAGACACGCUUGCUGGUCCCUGUUUGCAACUCCAGCUCAAGAAUGAAACAGAAUCUUAUUCUGUGGUCCACGAUGGUGGUAGUGGUGGUGGCGGUAACUGCAACAGCCCAGACUUCAAAAAACCGUCUCGCCGCUGCAGACUUCCAGCACCACGCAGUGCUGGACCAGCGCGGAACAUUUGUCAUGAUGUGGACGCCGAGGGAGGACAGCAUCAGGGUGGAGGUUCAAGUGGCCACCACUGGUUGGGUGGGCGUAGGGUUCUCGCCCAAUGGAGGAAUGCGCGGCGCAGACAUCACGCUGGGAUGGGUGGAUUCCGAGGGGCAGCUGCACGUGCAUGAUCGCUACGCCCACGGCAUGACGACGCCUGUGGUGGACAUUGCUCAGGACGUGGUGGUAGAGGGCGGUUACCAGAACGACACCCACACAGUGAUGCGCUUCUCCAGACCUUGGAACACCUGCGACAUCAAGCACGACAUGAAACUCUCGGACGACACAGUAAGGGUUAUCUGGGCCUACGGCGAGGAAGACCCCCUUGACACGAUGGACAUGAAGCGCCACGUGGAGCGAGGGACCAAGAGUGUGUACCUGAGAGAACCCAGAUUCACGCGCCCAGCAGUGACGGAGGACAUCAAGACCUGGGACAUUCGCUCACCAAACGUCAGCGUGCCCUCCCACACCGACUCUCUCUACUGGUGUAAGCUCGUCAAAGUUCCAGACUUCAGCACCAAGGUCCACGUUAUCGGGUUCGAGCCACUCAUCUCUCAAGAAAACCUGCCCUACGUGCACCACAUCAUCUUGUAUUCCUGCGGUGAGACAUCCCCGCACCUGGAGAAGUGGGCGCAGCAUGAGGGAGUGCAGUGUUUCUCCCCCAACAUGCCGCCCUCCAUGGCGAACUGCAAGACCGCAGUCAGCUUGGCCUGGGCUGUAGGCAAUGACGGGGAGAUGUGGCCGGAGCACGUGGGCAUCCCACUGGGGAAGGACAGCGGCCUGUAUUACUACGUCAUGGAGAUGCACUAUGACAACCCAAAGCUGACGGAAGGCAUUGUGGACAAUUCUGGUCUCCGCCUCUUCUACACGGAGAAGCUGAGGAAAUAUGACGCAGGAAUCAUGAGCGUUGGCCACAGCGUCACGCCGUACAUGAUCGUUCCCCCAAAACACACCUGGAAGACUGUCGGCCACUGCUCGGGUCAUUGCACCAACAUAGCCUUCCCCUCAGAAGGCAUCAAGGUGUUCCAGUUGUUUCUCCACGCGCACCUCCUCGGCCGUGGACUGACUGUGCGACAUAUCCGUGACGGCAGAGAACUUCCUGUUAUCUCCCAGGAUCUGAACUAUGACUUCAACUACCAGCAAGGGCGCAGAUUGCCACAGGAGGUGACGGUGCUACCCGGGGACUCCUUCAUCUUGGAGUGUCAAUACGACGCCAGACACAAAACGGUGCCAACCUUCGGCGGCGAGGGCACCCAGGAGGAGAUGUGCCUGGCCUUCCUCAUGUACUACCCUAAGAUAUCCAUGUCAUGGUGCCAUUCCUUCCCCAAACUGGAGAACAUAUAUCGCCCGCUGGGAGUGAAGAGCAUUGCCACACAGAAUACAAGCUCUACAAGAUUACGUUCAAUGCUGAACACUGCUGAGGAGCGAGAAGAGGAGCUGAUUGAGGCACUGCUGGUGAAGAAGGAGACGCCAGCCGUGACAGAGCUUGACCUGGCAGCACGCUUCAAGAAUGUGGCCGUGAUGGAGCCUGCCUCACUGAAGAGCAAGACUUUGUAUGACAUUCUUUUUGAUGAGGAGACAUGGAAGGAUGAGAAGAUAAAGGAACUACAAAAACAGAUAGAAUUUAGUCCCCACCAUGCAUUUUGUAGACCUGUGGCUGGAAACAAAAUAACACACAUCCACAAGUACCCGCACUUCACCACCAUCAAGACACUGGAUGACGAGUGUUUGGCCACCCACGUCUCUCCAGAUCACCUGCCCCCAUAUCAAGAUGAGUCACACAGCACACAAAAACACACAAUCACAGAGAAUGGAGGUCCUGCCAGCCCUGCCGUGCAGCUGGCUGUCACCCUGCCCUCCCUCCUCAGCCCACUGGUCCUCCUGAUCCUCUACUACCAGUGAUGGAAAGAUUCACAGGGAGAGAGAAUAUGCAUAGCUAACAGAAAGUGUUCUUCAGAAUCCAUGCAAAACAGAAAUAACUGCAUAUGUUCCAUUAAUAAUAAUAAUAAUAAUAAUAAUAAUAAUAAUAAUAAUAAUAAUAAUAAUAAUAAUAAUAAUAAUAAUAAUAAUAACAAUAAUAAUGAUAAUGAUCAUGAUGAUGAUAAUAAUAAUAAUGUCUUUAUUUCAACCAAUAGCCAUAGAGCAUAUACAGAGAUAUUAAAGAAUCUAAAAUAAUAUUAUAUAUAUAUAUAUAUAUAUAUAUAUAUAUAUAUAUAUAUAUAUAUAUAUAUAUAUAUAUAUAUAUAUAUAUAUAUAUAUAUAUAUAUAUAUAUAUAUAUAUAUAUAUAACAAAACUGGUGAACUUAAUUCAUUAAUGAAUAGUUUACAGUAAGGGUUCCAGACCCACUUAUUAUCAUCACUCAUUAUCAUCAUAUGUAACUGUGUUCAAACCAUUAUCACUCAAUACAGAGUUAUAAUUAUCACAAUAUUUUCACACCUUGCACUGUAUGUUUCCAUCAUUCAAGAUGCUUGUAUUGUUAGUUUAGCAAUACAAUGGACAAAAUGUACUAUUAUUAAUUUAAAUAUAAUACAACUGAAAAAUGGAUUGGCCAAUACAUAAUUUUUAAAUACUUACAUUUUUUUCUUUUCUUUUCUAAAGGUACUGGUUAUUGAAUCUAAAUAUAAUGCAACUGAAAAAUGGAUUGAUCAAUGCAUCAUUUCUAAUUAUUUACAUUUUCUUUCUUUCUUUUCUCAUUCAGUAAUACUUAUGUGAUCAAAAUUGCUAAUGAUGAACACUACCAAAGUUCAUUGCUUUUACUCUCAGUUGUGAACUCAGUAACAAAUUUAACUAAAUUUAUGGACAAGAAUGAAAGGUGGAAAGUGAUAGGUACAUACUAUGUUUCAUAUAGAGACUGCCACAUGUAGGCCUAAUGGCUUCUUGCAGCUUCCCUUUUCUUAUGUUCUUAUUCAUUUCUUACAUACAUAUUAACAAUAGUAUGAACAUUUAACAGCAUUACAGCACUAACGUCACAUGAAAAGGACUGCUCUAUAACUAUUACAGUCUGCUCACACAAACAGGAUAUGCUUCUUCAUUAACUUCUGCAACAUUCAUGGUCUAAGAUCUAAUUUUCAAUCUUCUAAACCUUAUCAUCUUUUCCUCACUGAAAUUCAGGUGUCUGAGGCAACUGACAGUAGCCCCUUUUUUGUUCCCUCCUAUUUUCUCUAUCCUCAUUUUCGAUUCAAAGCUGGAUGUUGUGUUUAUGUGCUUAUGUGUUAUGACUUAACCUACCCUUGUGCCCAUGCUCUUGAAUCUUCCGAGUUUUCCACCAUCUGGCUAUGACUACAGAGUCACUCUCAAACUAAAUUUAUCUGUGCUCUAUACUUCUCACCUAACUCCUCUGACUGUAAGAAAUUCUUUGACUACCUAACUUCCAAAGUGGAGCACAUUCUGACUCUCUUCCCUUUUGCAGAGAUCUCCAUUCUUGGAGACUUCAAUGUUCACCACCUGCUUUGGCUUUUCUCUCCCUUCACUGACCAUCUUGGUGAACUAGCCUUCAACUCUGCUAUCCUCCACGACCUAGAGCAACUGGUGCAACACCCUACUCAUAUUCCUGACCAUCCUGGAGAUACGCCCAACAUUCUUGACCUUUUCCUGACCUCUAAUCCUUCUGCUUAUGCUGUCACCCUCUCUUCUCCAUUGGGCUCCUCCGACCACAAUCUCAUAUCUGUAUCUUGUCCUAUCGCUCCAAUCCCUCCUCAGGAUCACUCCUAAGUGAAAGUUUUUUGCCUCUGCUAGUUGGGGGGGACCUGAGGAGGAAUUUUGCUGAUUUUCCUCAGAAUGACUACUGCUUCCGUGUCAGAGACUCAUCUUUGUGUGCUGGGCGCAUAACAGAGGUGAUUGUGUCUGGCAUGGAGGCGUACAUUCCUCACUCUUUUUCUCGACCUAAAUCUUCCAAACCUUGGUUUAACACAGCUUGUUCUCGUGCUAUAUAUGAUAGAGAGGUGGCCCACAAAAGGUACUUGAACCUUCCAUCACCAUAAUCUCAUGCACUUUACAUUUCUGCCCGGAAUCAUGCCAAGUCUGUUCUCCAACUAGCCAAAAACUCAUUCAUUAACAGAAAGUGUCAAAAUCUUUCAAGAUUUAACUCCCCUUGUGACUUCUGGCAUCUAGCCAAAAAUAUCUUCUGAUCUUGCUAACUGCAUGCCUCCCCUCCUCCCGUGGCCUUGCUGCACAAGACUUUCUUCUUUCUCUCACCCCUCUUCUGUCCACCUCUCUAAUGCAAGAGUUAACCAGUAUUAUCAAUCAUUCAUCCCUUUCUCUGGUAAACUUAUUUUUCUUGCAGUAUUGAUUCAUCAGUAUUACUGAUACUUUUGGUUCCAAACUAGUGAUAAUCGAUAAUUUUAGUUUUUGGAACAUGAGCAUGUUGAAGUUUUAAAUUUUCAAAAUUGGAUGUAAUUAUUUAACUUAAAAUAGUAUUUUUCAUUAGUGAAGGAUAAACACUGAAUUUGAAGUUUCCUAUAAAAUAAAGAUAAAAAUAAAGAUUUGGAUUUA